Fundulus heteroclitus (mummichog) is the source of this 2595-nucleotide messenger RNA. RefSeq names its product trace amine-associated receptor 13c-like. Lineage: Eukaryota; Metazoa; Chordata; Actinopteri; Cyprinodontiformes; Fundulidae. Gene Ontology annotation, biological process: G protein-coupled receptor signaling pathway. The record is from RefSeq and is a predicted model, not a curated record. Gene Ontology annotation, cellular component: membrane. The transcript is spliced from 2 exons. Gene Ontology annotation, molecular function: trace-amine receptor activity. The coding region runs from base 15 to 998 and encodes 327 amino acids.
UUCUAUCUCUGAUCAUGCAAAGCAUUGAGGAAGUUGAACUCUGCUUCCCACAGCUCGCCAAUUCCUCCUGCAGGAAGAUUGUGCAUCCUCAUUCAACAUACAUGCUCAUCUAUUUUUCACUAUCUUCUGUGUCUUUGCUCAUUGUGACUCUUAACUUAUUUGUCAUCAUUUCCAUCUCCCAUUUUAAGCAGCUCCACACCCCCACCAACAUCCUCCUCCUCUCCUUGGCUGUCUCAGAUUUCUUUGUAGGCUUCCUCAUAGUCUUUCAGAUUCUUCUAAUUGAUGGGUGCUGGUAUCUUGGUGAUUUUAUGUGUGUUGUGUAUUAUAUAAUUGAUUAUGUUAUUACAUCUUCAUCAGUAGAGACCAUGGUACUCAUAUCAGUUGACUGUUAUGUAGCUAUUUGUGACCCUUUCCAGUACCCCACGACAGUCACUCAAAAAAGAGUUUGUGUCUGUGUUUCAUUGUGUUGGAUGUUUUCUACUGUCUGUGUCUUUAUAGUGUUCAAAGAAAAUCUGGGAACACCAGGCAGAUUUAAUUCAUGUUUAGGAGAGUGUGUAGUUGGUUUUGAUGAAAUUGCUGGAUUAAUAGACAGUUUGUUUUUCUUCAUUGGUCCUGUCACCAUCAUCAUUAUUCUGUAUGCAAGAGUAUUUGUGGUAGCUGUGUCUCAGGCUCGUGCCAUGCGCUCUCAUGUUGCAGCUAUUUCUCUCCAGGGUUCAGUUAAAGUUAACAUUAAGAGAUCUGAACUUAAAUCAGUCAGGACUCUUGGGGUUGUUGUAGCUGUAUUUCUCAUAAGCAUCUGCCCAUAUUUUUUCAUAUCAGUUGCAGGUGAACAGACCCAGCUAAGUGCUUCAUCCUUUGCUUUUUUUCUAUUUUAUCUUAACUCCUGUCUAAACCCAUUAAUUUAUGUCCUCUUUUAUCCAUGGUUCAGAAAAUCUAUUCAAUUAAUUUUAACCCUGCAAAUACUGAAGCCUGGAUCCUCUAAGGCCAACAUAGUGUAAAGAGUGUGGUUACUGGCAUAAAAUCUGUAGAUUUCUGAUGAGUCAAUGCAUGUCUCUGCGGUUCUUUUUCAGCUCUUUUGCCUUGUUUUCUAACUGCUAUUCCAAUCCCAAUGUUUGAUUAAUUAAUCGAUUAUACAACACCAACUAACCACCCAUAAGAAAAAUAUUUUCUUUAAGCAACUCAGUGCACAAAUUCAAAUUUCUGUUUGAAGUCUUCCACCAACUUUGAAGUAUUUCCUGAAUGUAGCCUUUCUUCCUGUGCAUGUGUAACAUAAAUAGGACAUCACUGAAUAGGAAUAUUUUAACCACCAUAUGUGGAAGAGGAUUGAACUUCAAAAAACAUGAGAUGAGACAAAGCCAAUUCUAUCUGUUGCCAGCGGGUACUUCUUUUUAUUCACAUACAUGGUUCACAGUUACAAUUAACAAAGUCCCAAACCUUACAUGUCUGACUCCCUCUUAUAAGGUACACCUAACAUAUGGGUGUGUACUGGGAAUGGUCCAGUCAUGAACCCACCAGCUGUUUCCUGUCAUCUCUGAAAAAAAUCCUUAUUUAACUGUUCUACUGUGAAAAACAGGAAAUGGCCAAACAUUAAUCACUCUUGAUAACAUCAGGAGGGUCUCCGGUGUUUUUGAAAUACAGAGCCAAGUUUUUAUCAACCAAGUUCAGCAAAAAUCCAGUUGAUCUCUUGUUACCUCUGCCGUGGAACACUAAAACAUUCUAGAACAACGAUCUCCCAUACAUAAUUGUUUGUUUUUUGUUAAAAUGGCUUCACCUCUACUGCCCUCUAAAUUCUCAAAUCAACCAGUCUUUGUUUGACACAUCCAGGUAAGUUGUCAUGUUAUUUUUUUUCUAAUAACCCAUCUUGGAUUUGUUAGUUUGAUAGCUGUUUUUUGUAUUUCCCUUUAUCUCUGGCUACAUAUAUGCUCCAAUGAAACUUUGUUGUGUGAGAAAAGAAUUAAUACAUGGUUAGAAUAAAAUUUAAAUUGUUUGUUUAUUAUUGUUAUCAAUAAAAGCAUUGUUUGUUAAACAUCAAAGUGGAUGAACUUACUCUCAUGUGAAUUAACGGCAAGGCCAAGGCUCCAAUGGAUGAAAAGCACACUAUUCUACUAUUUUUCUACUAUUAUAAGAUAGCAGCAAACAACUUAUGAGCAUUUUACUAAUGUACUGAUGCAAUUUAUGUUUCAGUCCAGUGUUUUAAGUCCAAUAGGUGGGUUCUAACAGGAAUAUGACCCAGAACACCCAUCAAAACUUGUUUUGGAAUGGAUAAAGACUGCUAACAUCAAUGUCAUUGAAAAGGAUUACAUCAUUCAAAAAAUUAUAGCAUGUUUUCCAGGUCAUGAAGCAACAAAGCAGCCCCACACCGUUACACUACUAUCACCAUGUCAGACCAUAGCAUUAUUUUUUUCCUCAAAUGUUCCACUUCUGUCUCAAGAGUAGAGCAAGAGGAUAAUUCAAAAACGUCAAUAGAACAGUUUUUUUCUUUUGCAUUCUAGCUUAUCAUGUAAAUUAAUAUUACAGUCAUUACAUUCUCCCAACCAAUCACAAAUGCAGACCCAGAAACGCUUUGUCAAGCUCCACCCCUUUAAAGAGUUCAGA